AUGCUGUCAUGUACAGCACAGGCUCUCGCUGCGACGGUUGAUGAUCGAAGGGAGUUGGUUUCGUCGAAGAAGCUCCAGGAGAAGAUCACGACUAAGAAGCUAAUGAGCAAUCUCGAGGUUCUUGACUCUAUUGCUAAAGCAAAUAAUGGCAAUCGCGCUUUUGGUCUUCCAGGUUACGCUGCAAGCGUCAAGUACAUCCUUUCGAAAACCGAGAAAUCUAAGAACUUCCAUACAUGGGUCCAGGACUUCCCUGCUCUGUUCAAUCGGGUCGACUCCAUCAACUUUAGCGUCAGCAAUACGUCGUACCAUGUGAUUGGCCUGUCCUACUCUCCAUCAACGACACCAGAAGGAUUGACACUGCCUCUCGUUCUUGGCGCCUCUGGACCUGAGGGAUGCACCAACGAAUCCUAUGAUGAUCUGGAUGUUGAAGGCAAGAUCGUACUUGUGCAGCGUGGAACUUGCCCGGACGGGACUACUCUUGCUGGCCGUGUCAAGCCUGCCGUCGCUGCUGGUGCCUCCGCUGUCAUCAUCUACAGCGAUGUGACAACCAAUGUGACAGGUGGCACUCUUUCAGCACCAAACCCGGAUGCGUACCGUCCAGCUGGAUACAUUAACAAGGUUGACGGCGAGGCCCUUGUAGCACGCCUCAAUGCGGGCGAGGCGAUAGAAGCAUACUUCCAGCAGACGCAGACCGUCGAGAGCAGGAUCACACAGAACGUCUUCACCGAAACCAAGGGCGGUGAUCCUACCAACGUCAUCAUGCUGGGCGCUCAUCUCGAUAGUGUACAGGCAGGCGCAGGAAUCAACGAUGACGGCUCAGGCACGACCUUAAUCCUUGAGAUCAGCAGAGCCCUUGAAAAUUUUGGAGUCAAGAACAAGGUCCGCUUCGCCUGGUGGGGCGCUGAAGAGAACGGACUGCUUGGCUCAAAGUUCUACACGCAGAACCUUAACGCCACAGAGGUGAACAACAUCCUCACAUACCUGAACUUCGACAUGGUGUCUCGCGGCUACUUCGGCGUAUUCGACGGCGACGGCAGCAGCUUCAACCUCACCGGUGCUCCAGGCUCCGCUGCGAUCGAGAACCUCUUCGUUGAGGACUUCACCAAGAAGGGCAUCAACGUCACUGCUGCUCGCUUUACCGGCGGCAGUGACUACCAAUCGUUCAUGAACAUUGGAAAGCCUGUGGGAGGUCUGCACACUGGAACCGGUGUUGAGCAGGAUCCUUGCUACCACCAGGCCUGCGACACAAUUGACAACCCGAACCCGCAGACGCUCACCAUCAACGCCAAGGCUGCCGCCCACGUCCUUUCGAUUCUUGCCACGAAGGGACACGAGAUCAUUCCUAAGAGCCCUGUCAACGCGACUAUGCUGACAACAAGGAGUUUAGGAGGUAUAGAGCUUCCCUGGACCGUACCUACUGACGGUGAGAGGCACUUGUUGACCUGUGGUCAAGAGGUCUAA
Molecule: messenger RNA, 1461 nt
Organism: Macroventuria anomochaeta
Lineage: Eukaryota; Fungi; Ascomycota; Dothideomycetes; Pleosporales; Didymellaceae
Product: aminopeptidase-like protein Y
Exons: 2
Coding region: 1-1461 (486 amino acids)
Biological process (GO): proteolysis
Molecular function (GO): metalloexopeptidase activity
Source: RefSeq, a predicted model, not a curated record